GCAGGGGGCUCAGACAGAAAAAGAGGAACCCGAAUGAGCUCAAAGAAAGAAAUAAUGUGACUUCUACGUCAGGCGCUUUCUGGGCGGAUUUCGUCUUUCUUCAUUUCUUGUAAACUUUCUUGACUAAACGCUGUCGACGGCUUCUUGUAUCAAACCUCCAGUGAGCAUCUGACAGCCUCUUGCCUACAGCUUUGAGAUGGACGGGUGUGAGGAGACAGAGGAGGGAUGCUCUCCCUCCAAACUCCCUCCGCAUGAGGCUCAAAGCCCGGAGCGGCGGUGUAGGCCAGACUGUCACGGACCUGCAUCCAGCUGCGUGUCCUUCAAGUCCAUGGAGCCGCCUUUAGUGUUUGCAGUGCAGCUUCCAGCAGAGACCGAGGUUCGGGAAGUUCCCGGUGACCCGUCCAUCGGCCAUCCUCAGAUGGAUUUGGAAUCCACAUUUGUGCAUCUUGAGGAAAUCAUUGUCGCCUUUGCCAAGAGCGAGCUGAAGACGUUCCAAAAAGCUCUUACCCAUGAUCACCCAAAGGGCCUAAAUGGGCGGAGUGAGGAUGAGGAGGUGUUGGAGGAUGAGGGGAAAGAAAAGAGGAGGAGCAGCAGAGAGGCCUUUCUGAAGAUCACACUGCACUUCCUGAGGAGAAUGGGGCAGGACGAGCUGGCUAAGUCUCUGCUGAGCAUAUACUGUCAACGUCAACUCAAAUCCAAGCUGCGGAACCAGUUCCAGUGUGUGUUUGAGGGGGUCGCUAAAGCGGGAAGUCCAACUCUUCUGAAUCAGAUGUACACAGAGCUCUACGUCAUAGAGGAAGGGGCAGCUGGGGUCAACGAUGAACUUGAGGUCAGACAGAUUGAAACGACAUCCAGGAAAGCAGACAGAGCAGAAGAAACAAUCAAGUGUGAGGACCUCUUCAAACCCUUUCCUCGAAGACUAAAACCGGUCAGAACCAUGGUGACAAAGGGAGGGGCCGGAAUUGGAAAGACUGUCUUGACUCAGAAGUUCUCCCUGGACUGGGCUGAAGAUGAAAACAACCAGGAUAUACAACUCAUAUUUCCAUUCACGUUCAGAGAGCUGAAUGUGCUGAGAGAGAAGAUGUUCAGCUUGGUGGGACUUGUUCAUCACUUCUUCAGUGAAACCAAAGAAGCAGAAAUCUGCAGGUUGGAAGAGUUUCAGGUUCUGUUCAUCUUUGACGGUCUGGACGAGUGUCGACUUCCUCUGAACUUCCAGGAAAAUGAGAUCCUGACUGAUGUCACAGAGUCGGCCUCAGUGGACGUGCUCCUCACAAACCUCAUCAGGGGGCAUCUGCUUCCCUCUGCUCGCCUCUGGAUCACCACACGACCUGCAGCAGCCAAUCAGAUCCCCCCUGAGUGUGUUGACAUGGUGACAGAGGUCAGAGGGUUUACCGACCCCCAGAAGGAGGAGUACUUCAGGAAGAGAUUCAGGGAUGAGAAGCCGUCGAGCAGGAUUAUCUCCCACGUCAAGACCUCACAAAGCCUCCACAUCAUGUGCCACAUCCCAGUCUUCUGCUGGAUCACCUCUGCCGUUCUGGAGGAUGUGAUGGACACCAGAGAGGGAGGAGAGCUCCCCAAGACACUGACUGAGAUGUACAUCCACUUCCUGGUGGUUCAGAUCAAACUGAAGAAGGUCAAGUAUGACGGAGGAGUUGAGUCGGAUCCACACUGGAGUCCAGAGAGCAGGAAGAUGAUCGAGUCUCUGGGAAAACUGGCCUUUGAUCAGCUGCAGAAAGGCAACCUGAUCUUCUAUGAAUCUGACCUGACAGAGUGUGGCAUCGAUAUCAGAGCAGCCUCCGUGUACUCAGGAGUGUUCACACAGAUCUUUAGAGAGGAGAGCGGGCUGUACCAGAAUAAGGUGUUCUGCUUCGUCCAUCUGAGUGUUCAGGAGUUUCUGGCGGCUCUUCAUGUUCAUCUGACCUUCAUGAAAUCUGGUGUCAAUCUGAUGUCAGAAGAAGAAUCAAAGCCCUGGUGGUGGUUUCUGUUCAGAACAAAGCCAGAACCAGCAGAUAUCUACCAGGGUGCUGUGGACAAGGCCUUGAAGAGUCCAAAUGGACACCUAGACCUGUUCCUCCGAUUCCUCCUGGGUCUUUCUCUGCAGACCAAUAGAAAUCUCCUACGAGGUCUGAUGACACAGACAGGAAGAAGCUCAGAGUCCAAUCAGAAAACAGUCGAGUACAUCAAGAAGAAGAUCAGCGAGAAUCCGUCUCCAGAGAGAAGCAUCAAUCUGUUCCACUGCCUGAAUGAACUUAACAAUCGUUCUCUAGUGGAGGAUAUCCAACAGUACCUGAGCUCAGAAGGUCUCUCCACGAAUAAACUGUCUCCUGCUCAGUGGUCAGCUCUGGUCUUCAUCUUACUGUCAUCGGGGGAGGAUCUGCCUGUAUUUGACCUGAAGAAAUAUUCUGCUUCAGAGGAGGCUCUCCUGAGGCUGCUGCCAGUGGUUAAUGCCUCCAACAAAGCUCUGCUGAGUGGCUGUAAUCUGUCGGAGAGAAGCUGUGAAGCUCUGUCCACACUUCUCAGCUCCAGGUCCUCUAGUCUGAGAGAACUGGACCUGAGUAACAACGACCUGCAGGAUUCAGGAGUGAAGCUGCUCUCUGCUGGACUGUGUAGUACAAACUGCAAACUGGAGACUCUCAGGCUGUCAGGCUGUCAGAUCACAGGGGAAGGCUGUGUCUCUCUGGCCUCGGCUCUGACAUCAAACCCCUCCCACCUGGGAGAGCUGGACCUGAGCUACAACCAUCCGGGAGACUCAGGGGUGGAGCUGCUCUGUGCUGGACUGGACGAUCCAAACACGACACUUCACACCCUCAGACUGGACCACCGUGGAGAGCAGUGGUUGAAACCCGGUCUGAGGAAAUAUGCCUGCGAACUCACACUGGACACAAACACAAUGAAUGAACACCUGAAACUGUCCGACAACAACAGGAAGGUGACACACAUGAGAGAGAAGCAGCCGUACCCUGAUCUCCCACAAAGGUUCGACUACUGGUACCAGGUGAUGUGCACCAAGGGUCUUACUGGUCGCUGUUACUGGGAGGUCGAGUGGAGCAGAAGGGUCGAUGUCUCGGUGGCUUACGCAGGAAUCAAGAGGAAAGGAAACAUUGCCGGCUGCAGGUUCGGAGGGAACGUUCAGUCCUGGUGUCUGUUUUGCUCCGAUGACGACGGUUAUGCCGUCUGGCAUGAUAACAGGAGAACAGAUCUCCGUCGUCCCUCCCCCCCCUCCGUCUCCUCAGUCCCUCACAGACUGGGAGUGUAUGUGGACUGUCCUGCCGGCACUAUGUCCUUCUACAGAGUCUUCUCCGACACACCGGUCCACCUCCACACCUUCAACGCCACAUUCACUGAGCCUCUUCACCCCGGGUUUGGUUUCUGGUUGCCCGAUACCUCGGUGUCUCUGUGUCCACUGCAGGAGCGAGAGAGUCCUCCCCCGUCUGGAUGACGAAAAGGAUGGACGGGGUGAAAUGUGCCGGAUGCAUGGAAGCAGCAGCCAUGAUAAAAGUUGGUUGGAUUCUCUAAAUGCAAAGUAAAGGUGCUUCAAUGCUUCCUUGCUUAUUUCCUUUAGCAUAGGGAACACGGCACCACAGCAACCGGUCCACAGCAUUUAAAGCGAGGCUGCUAAACACUUUCCUUGGCUGUUUAAUUGCACAAUAUGGAUACUACAUAGGAAGUGUGACAAAUAAUCCUUGAUUGAGUUGUACAGCCGGGAAUUUGUCAACAGACUUAAAUAAACACCAUAGAGAUAAUUAUUAAGUCCUAAAGGCUUGUUAUAGAGGGGCAAGCCCCGCCCCGUAAUUGUCAGCCAAAUCCGAUGUUUUUUAAGUUCUAACAAAAAAUGCACUAAGAGUCCCAUUUUGUUGAGUAAUCAUAUUUCUGUGAAGAUAUGUAGUAAAGGUGUGUCAGAGUUUCACCUACAACACAUUCACUGAACAUCUGCAUCUUGGAAUUGGGUUCUGGUUUAAUCCAUCAAUGUUUUAUUUACCUUCGCCCUAAAGCAGCUUCCGUUAAGUGUGUUUUGGAAGUUCAAUGUGCAGAGGUCCAACAGCUUCAUGUCCUUCAAAAUCCUUUGCAAAGUCCCUUUUUUUCGUGCAGGAUGAGUCAUCUUUCAAACUAUUUUAACCAAGAGAAAAUAUUUGGAUGAAAAAUACUCCAAAAACCAUUUUUUGCACAUUUAUUUUGCAUAUGUAUUUCAAAAUUAGUUUUUACUUGAAACUCCGUCAUUAUUUCUGUCCAUUUUUCCAAUUCCCUUGAAUGUUUGUAUGCUGUUUGUGAAACUGCACAUGUGCCAUGGUUAUCAAAUAAACUGAUAAAACAUU
This is a messenger RNA of Gasterosteus aculeatus aculeatus (three-spined stickleback), 4313 nucleotides long. The record is from RefSeq and is a predicted model, not a curated record. Lineage: Eukaryota; Metazoa; Chordata; Actinopteri; Perciformes; Gasterosteidae.